This is a messenger RNA of Capronia coronata CBS 617.96, 999 nucleotides long. RefSeq lists its product as uncharacterized. Bases 1 to 999 code for a protein of 332 amino acids. The transcript has a single exon. Lineage: Eukaryota; Fungi; Ascomycota; Eurotiomycetes; Chaetothyriales; Herpotrichiellaceae. The record is from RefSeq and is a predicted model, not a curated record. Gene Ontology annotation, molecular function: oxidoreductase activity, acting on the CH-OH group of donors, NAD or NADP as acceptor.
AUGGCCGGCAAACUCAUCCUGAUGACGGGCAGUACAGGCCACGUCGGAUACCGAACCUUGAUCGAGGCUUUGUCGAAAGGGUACAAAGUCAGAGCCGCCGUUCGGUCAGAAGCAAAGAUUGCUGAGCUCAAGGCUGCAAAGCCCUCGCAGCCAUACCUUGAUCAACUCUCCUUCGUCAUCGUCUCCGACAUGGAGAAAGACGGAGUGUUCGACGAGGCGGUCAAGGACGUGGACUUUAUCGUCCACAUUGCAUCUCCCCUGCCAGGACCAUCUGAUGACCACGAGGCAGCGAUCAUCCAGCCAGCUAUUCGCGCCACCUUGAGCAUUCUUCACUCCGCCCUCAAACAGCCGUCAGUCAAGCGAGUGGUCAUCACCUCCUCCGUGGCAGCGGUCCUUCCUCCCGACGCAAGGGAGUUUACCGUGGACAACGUCGAGCCCGAGCCGCAGGGACCCUACGGGAACCCGUUCGAAGCUUAUAUGGCCAGUAAGAAACUAGCAUACCAUCGGACUCUGGACUUUAUUGCCAACGAGAAGCCCAUCUUCAAUAUCGUCCACAUCAUGCCCAGCUUCGUCGUCGGCAAGAACGCACUAGCAUCUAGUCCAAAGGACGCGUUGUCGGGGUCAAAUGCCAUCGUUAUGACCCCUGUAAUGGGUCAGCACAAUCCAGUAGGGAUGAUGGCGGCUGUCUGCCAUGUCGACGACGUUGCCUUUGUGCAUAUCGCUUCGCUGGAACCCGGCAUUCAAGGCAACCGGAACUUUGGAGUCAAUUAUCGAGGCGACAAGCCAGUCGUGUGGGAUGAUGCCAUCGAGAUUGUGAAAAAGCACUUCCCCAAAGAAGUCGAGAAAGGUGUGUUUCCUCUUGGGGGGUCGAUGAAGUCAUUGCCAGCAGGGUUCGACGCCAGUCAGACAGAAGAGGUUUUUGGUAUCAAAUUCAAGGACUUUGAAGAACAGAUUGUGAGCAUCGCAGGCCAUUACGCAGAAGUGGUUGCAAACGCUUAA